Molecule: messenger RNA, 555 nt
Organism: Penicillium daleae
Lineage: Eukaryota; Fungi; Ascomycota; Eurotiomycetes; Eurotiales; Aspergillaceae
Exons: 1
Coding region: 1-555 (184 amino acids)
Source: RefSeq, a predicted model, not a curated record
AUGCUGCACCAGGAAAAGAAGCUGACCACCAUGCUUCAAACUUUGUUUGGUAAACUCGAUUCCGGGGUUCAGUCUCCAGGAAUCUCCCUUACCUUGGCCCUCGUCGGUGGUGGUGAGGUAUUGAAGUCUCAGCCUCAUACAUCCGUCCAUCCCGCAUGGCGUAAGACCUAUAUGAUUGCCGAACAAGUUAAAAUCGCCCCUCCCGAGAGUGGAAUGGAGGGUUUGAGACAGGUUUGGGGUCGCGCCACCAAUAAGAAGUUCAAGGCGAUGAAGGAUGUCACUCCUGACAUGGGAACUUACUUGAAUGAGGCCGACCCUUAUGACCCAGACUGGAAGGAGGCCUGGUACGGAGACAAAUCCGACGACUUGAAACUACAAAGAAUGAGUAUGACCCCGAAAAUAUCUUCUGGUGUUGGCGAUGCGUGGGAUCGGAGGGCUGCGAUGAAGUCAAGGGUGCCAGCCACUACGGACCAUUGUGCGAGAAUAAAUGAUUCAGUAGUUGGAGAGGUUACAGGCUUCCGAGGUGCCUUCAUUGUUGGACUUGGUUUUGAAUAG